AUGCAAUUCGCCAAGUCUCUCAUGCUGCUUGCAGCCCUCACCACCAGCACCCUGGCCAGACCCUCAAACUUUGAGCGCCGCCAGGACUCCGCUAGCUGGACCUCUACGCCCUCCAGCGGCUCAUACUCCACCGCUGGAUUCGGCAGCUCCACCAGCUCAUCAGGCUCAGGCGUAACAUACUCCGGCAACGUGGGCAGCCCCUACGGCAGCAACAUCAUCUCUGUUGACGCCUCGUCUGCCAGCAACUACAAGUACGUUGCACAGUUCACCGGCUCGAACACCGAGGACUGGACUGUGGCCAUCUUCAACAAGUACGGCCCGGAUGGCGCGAUGACAGGCUGGUUCGGCAACGCCUGUAACCAAUUCACCCUUGCCCCCGGCGAGACCAAGUACAUUGCCUUUGAUGAGGACUCGAAUGGUGGCUGGGCCGCCGCCUCCGGAUCCACCAUCCCCACUGAUGCGUCGGGUGGCUACGCUUCCACCUGGGGCGAGUUCGACUUCGGUUCCACUACCAACAAUGGCUGGUCUGGCUUUGAUGUCUCGGUUAUUUCUGCGCAGAAUGCUGGCAUGUCCAUCUCUGGCAUGAAGAUCUGUGAUGCCCUUGGCUCUGUUUGCUCUUCUGUCACCAAGGACGCCGGUUUAGUUAGUAACGCUUACACUGCCGCUGAGACUGCUGUCGGUGGUAUUGGUGCUAACUUGGCCUCUGGUCCCGUUCGUCUGGCUGUUACCAUUGAUUACAGCGGAUAA
Messenger RNA from Penicillium samsonianum, 747 nucleotides. RefSeq names its product putative allergen. The transcript has a single exon. Gene Ontology annotation, cellular component: extracellular region. Gene Ontology annotation, molecular function: IgE binding. The coding region runs from base 1 to 747 and encodes 248 amino acids. Lineage: Eukaryota; Fungi; Ascomycota; Eurotiomycetes; Eurotiales; Aspergillaceae. The record is from RefSeq and is a predicted model, not a curated record.